AGCUGCAGCCGGUGCCACGCUCGCAGCACGCCGAAACCCCCGAGCGCCUGCGGAACCCCCCCCGAGACCCCCUCACCAUGGUGGACGCCUUCGUGGGCACCUGGAAGCUGGUGGAGACCAACAAUUUCGAUGAGUACAUGAAGGCUCUGGGCGUGAGCUUUGCCACGCGGCAGAUGGCCGGGCUCACCAAGCCCACCACCAUCAUCGAGGUGAACGGGGACAAGGUCACCGUGAAGACCCAGAGCACCUUCAAGAACACCGAGAUCAGCUUCAAGCUGGGCGAGGAGUUCGACGAGACCACGGCGGACGACAGGCACGUCAAGUCUGUGGUGAAGCUGGAUGGAGGGAAACUCGUCCACGUGCAGAAGUGGGACGGGAAGGAGACAACGCUGGUGCGAGAGCUGAAGGAUGGGAAGUUAAUUCUGACUCUCACCCUUGGCAACGUGGUCUGCACCCGCACCUACGAGAAGGCGACAUAGGCGCUGUCCCCGCCCCGCACUGUCACCCGGUGCCACGUCCAUCCCAUCUCCCACAUCCCCACCCCGUGCUGGGCACAGCUCCACGUGGGAUUGGAGCCUCCUGCUGCCCCCGCCCCGGCGCCUCCCGGGGCCUGGGGGGGGUGGGUUUGUGGUUUGUUUUUGGCGUUGUUUUUUUUAACUAAUAAUGGGAAAAGUCGUGUGGAAAAAGAAUAAAGGCCGUGUUGUUACA
Messenger RNA from Myiozetetes cayanensis, 708 nucleotides. RefSeq names its product fatty acid binding protein 3 (gene FABP3). The transcript has 4 exons. Gene Ontology annotation, cellular component: cytosol; nucleus. The coding region runs from base 78 to 479 and encodes 133 amino acids. Gene Ontology annotation, biological process: fatty acid transport. Gene Ontology annotation, molecular function: fatty acid binding. Lineage: Eukaryota; Metazoa; Chordata; Aves; Passeriformes; Tyrannidae. The record is from RefSeq and is a predicted model, not a curated record.